AUGCCGCCAAAAGGAAAAAAGGCGCAGGACAAGGGCAAGUCGGGCGAAGAGGAGCGCGACGAGCCGCUGCAGGCCGUGAUACUCGCCGACCCGUUUGAAACACGCUUCAGUCCCUUCACACUCGAACACCCAAGGUGUCUGCUGCCCCUCGCAAACACCCCGCUCAUCGAGUACACGUUCGAGUUUCUCGCAAACGCUGGCGUAGAGGAGGUCUUUGUAUACUGCGGUGCACACCGGCAACAGGUUGAAGACUAUGUGAAGGCUUCAAAAUGGUCCUCCAAGUCAUCGCCCUUUUCCAAACUAGAGCUGAUCCAGUCGACAUCGCAUUCCAUCGGUGAUGCGAUGCGCGACCUCGACAGCAGGGGAUUGCUAGUCGGUGACUUUCUCUUGGUCUACGGUGAUGUCGUUAGCAACCUGCCACUAGAGUCUGCCCUCGCAGCGCAUAGGGCGCGACGGUUGAAGGACAAGAAUGCCAUUAUGACCAUGGUGCUGCGCGAAGCUGGUACCAAUCAUAGGACAAAGGCCCAGGAAACUAGCCCCGUCUUUGUUAUCGACCCGCGCAAGGACAGAUGUUUGCACUUUGAGCAAAUGCCCAACCGGGAUCAGACCCACUAUCUCUCCAUCGACCCUGAAAUACUCUCGACCCACCAAGAAAUCGAGGUCCGCGAGGAUCUAAUCGACUGUGGUAUCGAUAUCUGUACACCGGAUGUGUUGGCGUUGUGGAGUGACAACUUUGAUUUCCAAGCACCUCGCAAAGGCUUCCUACAUAGCGUAUUGAAAGACUAUGAGCUCAACGGCAAAACAUUCCACACGCACAUCAUAUCAGACCACUACGCGGCAAGAGUACGGAAUCUCCACGCUUACGACUCAGUCAGCAAGGAUAUCGUGUCACGCUGGGCGUAUCCACUAUGUCCAGACAGCAACCUGGUGCAAGGGCAGUCAUACAGGCUGCAGAAGCGUAACACGUACAAGGAGGAGGGUGUUAUCCUAGCUCGCGACUGCAUCGUUGGGCCCAAAACGGUCAUCGGACGGGGGACCAGCGUAGGCGAAAAGAGCGUCAUCACCAACAGCAUCAUUGGAAGAAAUUGCCAGAUUGGCCGAAAUGUCAAGAUUGAUGGAGCAUACAUCUGGGACUACGCCAGCAUAGGGGAUGGCAGCACGGUGACCAAGGCGAUUAUUGCAAACGAAGCAGCGAUAGGGCGCAGGUGCACAAUAGAGGCUGGCGCACUCAUCUCAUACGGAGUUAGCAUUGGCGAGGGCAUGGUUGUUCAGGGAGAGCACAGAAUCACAAGAACAAAGCGGAGACGAGAAGAAGGCGAGGAACUCGUUCGAGGCGAUGCGGAACCGGCGAUUGUUGGUGAGAAAGGCGACGGGUUCGAGUUUCACGACUCAGAUGAGGAUGAUGAGGAUGAGCUUAUCGAGGGUCUUGUGCUCAAGGGGCCGAUGUACAACCUGUCAAACGAGUCAAUAUCGACCCUCAACUCGGACUCCGAAGCAGAUGAGUAUGAUAUAGAGCGCCGCGAGAGAUCAGCGACGAGCAGUUUCCUUUCAGUAGGCUCUGCAGACAGCCAACACGCGGCCAACUUUGAUCACGAUGCUUCGGCGAGUAUCUACGACUCGCUGGUUGAGGGCCAUGAAUCUGCCAAUAUUCAACUGGAACUCACAGCACUUCGUAUGAGUACCAAUGCGUCGGACCAUCAAGUCAGACGUGCAGUCGUCUCGUCUUUCGUCAAGCGUGUCAUUUCACUCAUCAAAUCGGGCGAGACAAUGAAGAGCGCAAUCGCGCAGGUCUUUGGGCAGCACAAGGAGCUUAUCGAUCGGUCCAUCUUCGAUAAGAGCGCGCAAAGCAAGGUUGAUCAAAUCGACUUUUUGCUGUUGCUGCAAGCAGACCUGUGCAACAAGGAAAACGGCGAUAGCAUCCUGCUGAGCACAGCAACCAAGCUUGUUGAGUUGGAUUGUAUCGAGGAGGAUGGCAUGCUGCAGUGGUGGGAAGAUGAAAAGAGUGCGGAAAAUGCAGAGAUGGCGAAGGUGCGGGAAAAGACAAAGUCGCUCAUCGACUUCUUGCAGCAGGAGAGUGAAGAUGAGAGUGAGGAGGAGGAAGAGAGUGAAGAGGACGAGUAG
Bipolaris maydis ATCC 48331 is the source of this 2121-nucleotide messenger RNA. NCBI's taxonomy places the organism in Eukaryota, Fungi, Ascomycota, Dothideomycetes, Pleosporales, Pleosporaceae. The record is from RefSeq and is a predicted model, not a curated record.